Parascedosporium putredinis is the source of this 1878-nucleotide messenger RNA. The record is from the annotation of a GenBank genome assembly. Lineage: Eukaryota; Fungi; Ascomycota; Sordariomycetes; Microascales; Microascaceae.
AUGAGCAUCCGACGAAACCAGAAGCAGGACCAAUGCGUCAGCACCAGCAAGCAGCUCAUCGACCACACGAUCAAGAACUUCAACAUCGCGCCAGACAAGCAGGCCGUAUCGCGCAUCAACGAAUCCCUUUCCACCCUCGGGCAGGCGCGUGAGCUUCGCGCGAAAGAAGCUGAGGAUGCUAUCCGACGUCUCGCACGUUCCAUGAAGACGAAGACGGCGCAGCACGAAGAGCUCGUCGCGUCUCAUUCCUCCGCCGACCACGCUUCGGAGAUUGCCCGUCUCGAUACCCAAAAGUUCCGCACCGCCAAGGCUGCGUCCGACGCCGAAAUGGAAGCUGAACGUCUCGCCCUCCAAGCCGCGGACCUCGCGGCGCGGCUCCAGGAACUCGAACUUCAAGGGCUUGACGGAGGGGAUAGCGCGAAGCGAAGAGACCCCAUCGAUGACGAGGUGCUUCUCAGACUCAAGGUGUACCGGAGUUUGGGAAUCGAUAUCGAGCGGGACGAAAGGGACGGCGAGUUCACCAAGGCCGUCAUUAGGAAUGACAGGAAAGGAGACGUGCACGUCGUCAACAUGGACAAGAAGUUUUCGAGGCCGACGCUCGGAAUUAAUCCUGGUCCCGUCUCUUUUGUCGGGGAGGAGGCCUCGGCGGAUAUCAGGCUUGCCGAACUUAGGCGGCGCCUCCUCCGGAAACCGGCGGUCGAGGCCGGGGACAAGGGGGCUACCGGCGGCGGAAUACCUAUUCUGGAAGGCAACUGGGGGUGCGAGUCGGUAGUGGCCGAGCUCCCUGUCUGCUCCAUGUCACUUGGCGGGGCCCGGUACCUCGCUAGUCUCACCAAGUCAACGAUUCGCGAGCAGCAUCCGUCCCCGGCGCGUGGCGACGAACCCCAGCCCUCCACCCCUUUCCCCUGGGACGCCGGAGCCUUUGACGCCCACUGCCACCCCACCGACACCAUGAGCUCCAUCGCCAGCAUACCGGACAUGAAGUCUCACCUACUAACCAUCAUGGCCACCCGCUCCCAGGACCAAGAUCUCGUCAACGAGGUUGCCUCCCAGUACGGCCUCAAGCAGCGUUCGGAUCUGAAAGGCUCCGGCUCGUCCAAGAAGCACCUCCCCGCCCCCAUCCCGCUCUCCUCCUUCCUCGACGCCACCCGCUCGCGAGUCAAAGCCCACCCCGUCGCCAUGAUUGGCGAGAUCGGUAUCGAUAAGGCCUUUCGACUCCCGGAAAAGUGGACCCAUUCCGGCCCCGAGCCACUCGACCCCGACGACUCCCUUACCCCCGGCGGCCGCGCGGGCCGUCGCCUGAGCCCCCAUUCCGUCGCCAUCGGCCACCAGAUCGCCAUACUGCAAGCGCAGCUCAGGCUGGCUGGCGAGCUCGCCAUCCCCGUCAGCGUCCACGGAGUCCAGGCCCACGGCGUUUUAUACGAUGCCGUCGCCGCCUGCUGGAAGGGCCACGAGCGGGAUGUCCUGAGCAAGCGGGAGAGGAGGAGAGUGGCACCCAAUGCUGAAAACUGGUCCACGAGCGACGAAUCCGACGGUGAUGGCGAAGACGAUGAGUUUGCCGACGACGACGGAUCCGUCGAGGUGCUGAAGCGCUACAUAAAACCCCAGGUUCCCGUGGAUGUAUACUUUUCCCUCUCCGUGGCCGUCAACCUCAGCACCCCCUCUGCCCAUUCAAAGUUUGCCGAGAUCGUGGCCGCCAUCCCCGAUGAUAGGCUGCUCGUCGAAAGCGACCUGCACGAGGCUGGGCCGGCUAUGGAUGAAGCCUUGGAAGACAUCUACCGCAGAGUAUGCGAAGCCAAGGGGUGGGGUCUGCGGGAGGGCGUGGAGAGGAUAGCAGCCAACUUCGUCACUUUUGUUUUUGGGGCCGAGGAUUCGUAA